UCACACAAUUGCACCAAGGUCUCAAAACCAACUGACAAAACUUGUUUGCGUCUAGAGCUCCUUUAUUUUCUUCCUAUCAGCCAGAUAAUCCACCAUGGCCUUCACAGUGUCAGAUGAGCUAUUGGGCACCUUCGUUCCGAUCGCAGUGUACUGGAUAUACUCAGGGAUCUACGUGUUGUUAGGGGAUUUAGAGAAUUAUCGGUUGCACACGAAGGCCGAAGAAAAUGUCAAGAACAUCGUCUCCAAAUGGACCGUCGUCAAGGGAGUCCUUGUUCAGCAGGCUUUUCAGAUCGCCGUUUCGAUCCUUCUAUUCACUGUCAUAAGUGAUGACAAUGAGAUUGCAAAACCUCAACCCUCCCUGCUUGUGAUUGCAGUUCAGUUCUUGGUUGCCAUGGUGGUUCUUGACACAUGGCAAUACUUCAUGCACAGAUACAUGCACAUCAACAAGUUCUUGUACAAGCACAUCCACUCCAAGCACCACACCCUCGUCGUCCCCUAUGCCUUUGGAGCUCUAUACAACCACCCCUUGGAAGGUCUUCUGCUCGACACCAUCGGCGGUGCUCUAUCUUUCCUUGUCUCCGGCAUGACUCCUCGGACCGGCGUCUUCUUCUUCUCUUUUGCCACUAUCAAGACUGUGGACGACCAUUGCGGACUAUGGCUCCCUGGGAACAUCCUCCAUGUGUUCUUCAGCAACAACAGUGCAUAUCAUGACGUCCACCAUCAGCUUUAUGGUAGCAAAUACAACUUCUCGCAGCCCUUCUUUGUUAUGUGGGACAAAAUUCUUGGGACAUACAUGCCAUAUUCACUCGAGAAGAGGAAGGAAGGAGGUUUCGAAGCCCGGCCAAUCAAAGACUAGAGCUAAUCAUCCGCGUGGAAAUAUUCCUUUUUUUUUUCUUUAGAAAAACAUAUAUAUUGUAAAAUGAAUUCAUUCAAGUACGUGAUGUUUUGAAGAACUGUAUGCCCAUUUUAUCAGUUAUAGCAAGUGAAUUCAAUAAUUCAUUUUUCAGAAUGAUAUGAGGUUAAAUUUCAACAAA
Elaeis guineensis (African oil palm) is the source of this 1034-nucleotide messenger RNA. RefSeq names its product sphinganine C4-monooxygenase 1. Gene Ontology annotation, molecular function: oxidoreductase activity; iron ion binding. The record is from RefSeq and is a predicted model, not a curated record. NCBI's taxonomy places the organism in Eukaryota, Viridiplantae, Streptophyta, Magnoliopsida, Arecales, Arecaceae. Gene Ontology annotation, biological process: lipid biosynthetic process.